Molecule: messenger RNA, 1506 nt
Organism: Phacochoerus africanus (Common warthog)
Lineage: Eukaryota; Metazoa; Chordata; Mammalia; Artiodactyla; Suidae
Gene: LRRC23
Product: leucine rich repeat containing 23
Exons: 8
Coding region: 199-1230 (343 amino acids)
Molecular function (GO): protein binding
Source: RefSeq, a predicted model, not a curated record
UUGCCAUAACAGCAGUACACAACGCCUUCUCCCUUGCCCCUCUACCAAACAACCCUUCCCUCCCGGGGCCGAGACCUCUCCAGAAGAGCUUCUAGUUGAGCAGAACCAGGGUCUGCGCCCCAUUGCAAAGGACUGAUUGAGUGGGAAGGACGGGAACCUAGCUUGGUCUGACUCCAGAGCCUUCAGCAGGGAAGAAAAAUGUCAGAUGAAGAGGAUCUGGAAGACUUUGAGCCAGACCUGGACGACCUGGAAAGGGAAGAUGACGAGAAGGAGAUAGAGGAGUGGGAGGACUACAGGAAGGAGGGAGAAGAAGAGUCUGAGGAAUGGGUAUCCACUCCCCUCACGGAGGACAUGAUGAAGGAAGGGCUUUCUUUGCUCUGCAAAACCGGUAAUGGACUGGCCCAUGCUUACGUCAAGCUGGAGGUUAAAGACAGGGAUCUGACAGACAUCUACUUGCUGCAUUCCUACAUCCACCUGCGCUACGUGGAUAUUUCUGAAAACCACUUGACAGACUUGUCUCCGCUCAAUUACCUCACUCACCUGCUCUGGCUGAAAGCUGAUGGCAACCGACUGCGGAGUGCCCGGCUGAAUGAACUGCCGUACCUGCAGAUUGCCAGCUUUGCCUAUAACCAGAUCACUGACACUGAUGGCAUCUCUCAUCCUCGUCUGGCCAGUCUGGAUCUCAAAGGGAACCGCAUCCACAUGGUGACGGGUCUGGACCCCCAAAAGCUAAUCAGCCUGCACACCCUGGAGCUUCGGGGCAACCAACUGAGCAGCACCCUGGGAAUCAACCUUCCUAAGCUGAAGAACCUCUUCCUGGCCCAGAACCUGUUGAAGAAGGUGGAAGGUUUGGAGAACCUAAGCAAUCUCACUACCUUGCAUCUUCGGGACAACCAGAUUGACACUCUGAGUGGCUUCUCCAAGGAAAUGAAAUCACUGCAGUACCUCAACCUAAGGGGCAACAUGGUGACCGACCUGGGGGAGCUAGCCAAGCUGCAGGACCUGCCCAAGCUGCGAGCCCUGGUGCUGCUGGACAACCCGUGUGCAGACGAGAAUGACUACCGCCAGGAGGCCCUGGUGCAGUUGGCACACCUUGAGCGCCUGGACAAGGACUUCUAUGAGGAGGAGGAGCGGGCUGAGGCCGACGAGAUCCGGCAGAGGAUUAAGGAGGAGCAGGAGCAGGAGGCUGAGCCCGAGGCUGAAUCGGAACUGGACCAGUCAUCCAUCUAGAGACUAAAGAUGCUGGUCCCAGGACUGAGAAGACUCCCAGCUGGGGGGGCUGCCACAUGUACACUCCUCAUGAGACAGGUGAUGGCUUCUUUUGCCCAGGCCCUGGGGUGCCUAGGCAAGUGGCAGCCCUCAGGCAGGUCUGGUGGGAGCCAGGCCCGUUUGGGCUGAAAGGAUGCUGGAAGAAUUGGCUACAGAGGAGCUGCGGAGGUGGCAGUCUGGGGUAUUAGGAACAGUUUGGUUUUCCAAUAAAGAGCGUUUUGAUACUCUUGGGUUUGA